CUGGGGUUGACGAGCAAAGUCUCCGAUCAGUUUGAGAGAGAGAGAGAGAGGAGCAAAUUAGGAAGCAACAAAAAGCUUAGAGCAAGCUAAAAUAUCACGCUUUCUGAUUUGGAGAUGGCAAUGUGCUGCUUUGCCACGGCCAAAGAAUCUGCCAGGUACAUGAGGGCUCUUCCACCAGCUCAUUAUUUAUUGAAGAUUGAAUCAUUUGACGUUUUAUCAAUGUUGGACAAGUAUGAUUCCGGUGUAUUUGAAGCUGGGGGCUACAAAUGGAGGCUAUCUCUUUACCCUAAAGGCAACAGUGGCGAUAAUGGAUUGGGAUAUGUUUCCCUCUAUUUGUCAAUCGAGGAGCUUCCUCCCAAUCAGACAGUUCACGUCAACUACAAGCUUUUUGUGCACAACAAGUUACAAAACAAGUACUUAACUAUUCAAGAUACCGAUGAGGAGAUAAGCAGGUUCCACCGCUCGAAGACCCAACACGGGUUUCCUCGGUUUCUUUCCCUGAAAGAAUUCGAAAACCGUUCAAAUGGAUACCUUGGUGAAAAGCACUCUUGUACAUUUGGGGCUGAAGUUUUUGUCAUCCAACCUGCCAUGAUGAGGGAGGAGUCUUUUACCUUGAUCAGAUACCCGACUCAAAACACAUUCACAUUUCAGAUCGAAAACUGGUCCAAAUUGGGCACGGAUCCCCUUUCCAAAGAGUUUACCUUCGAAGGAAGGCAAUGGAAGUUAUUGGUGUAUCCCAAAGGCAAUGCGGCCGGCAAGGGCAAGUCGCUGUCCGUUUACUUAGAAGUGCAACACCUUCACGAGAAGAUGAAAGUUUAUGCAGAGUUCAAUUUGCGUGUGUUGGACCAACUCAAAAAUAACAACAAGGAGAAGCGAUUUAAGCGCUGGCUAAGUGCCUCACAUCCCCAAGGGGGCGAUGCAGACUUUAUGCCCUUGAAGGAUCUCGAGAAAUCAGCAAAAGGGUUCGUUCAGAAUGAUGCUCUGGUGGUUGACGUCCAGAUCAGCGUCGUAUCAAAGCUGUAGGAGUUUGAUGACUUACUUCCGUAUUUGGUGUGUAAGAAUAAAUUCCUUGAGGAUAGUGUGUACUUCCAUGUGAAUUUUGUGUACCUAGUUUGGCUUCUUAUAUGAUUACUAGAUGGAAUCUCAAAACUUUUGAAUGAAAAUGCAAUCAAGUUCUUGUGCUCAAA
Eucalyptus grandis is the source of this 1187-nucleotide messenger RNA. Its product is annotated as probable inactive serine/threonine-protein kinase fnkC. Lineage: Eukaryota; Viridiplantae; Streptophyta; Magnoliopsida; Myrtales; Myrtaceae. The transcript is spliced from 6 exons. Gene Ontology annotation, molecular function: protein binding. The record is from RefSeq and is a predicted model, not a curated record. The coding region runs from base 115 to 1023 and encodes 302 amino acids.